CAAUUGUAGUUGAGGAGACGCGAUCCGACGCGUCCAGCCCCUGUUUACCUCUAGUCCACCCGGCGAGACAUCUGCAACAUGGCACGCACACACUCGUCGCAGCGCUGGAUGCUGCUGAGCGCGGCGUUGGGUUUUGCUAGUGCUGUCGCGAUACCAGAACCUACUGCUGUUCCCGCGCAGGUCGAAGUUCGCGCCCCAAUUGUCACACCCGCCGCGAUCCGCUUCGACAGCCGCCACAGCUACCUGCAGAAGAAGGACAUCAUCGACGAUAUCAAGAGCGGCGUCGGCGGUGUAGCAAAGUCGUGGGAGAGUGUUAUUGGAUCGGCCCUGCCAAGCUUCUUUACUGAGGGCGUACCUGGCUGGUUCGAAAACCUCCCCACUGGCACCAAAGUGCUCUCAGAGCUGGGAAUUGGCGACGAGCUGGCUGCGAAGCCUACCGAAGUCCUCAACAUCCCCCCAUAUGCCAACUGGACCGACAAGGGAUGGAAUGUUCGAUUCCACGGCAACGUCUACAAGUUCCCGGAUAUCUCCCAGGAGAAGGUCGAUGACCUUGCGAACGACUUCUUGAUCGGCACGUCGGUCGAUAAGCUCGAUGCGGCGGGACAAGCGCAAGCUCGCAACCUCACGCGCUCCAUCUACAUUGUUCAGCAGGGAGAUCAGAAUGUGUCCAUGUCUCUGGAGCCAGCGCCAAUGCAAGGCGGAGAUGGCGAGCCAGGCGGCGGUAACUCCAUCCAGGCACCCGGAGGUACACAGAACCUGACCCUACCAUACGAGACGACCGAUGAGGGUGACUUCGACGUCUUUGUCCCUAUCCAGCAGAAUGGUCUACUCCCCGGCAACGAGACCAACAACGUGCAGCGCCUGAACGUCUACACCAAUGGCACCUUGUCCGGAAACGCCACUGCUUUCCUCGUGCCUACAGAAGGUAUUACAUUCGUGUCCGACAUUGACGACAUUCUACGUGUUACCAAGAUUUACGAUCCCAAAGAAGGUCUCUUGAACUCCUUCGCACGCCCGUUCGUGCAGUGGGAGAACAUGCCUGAGAUCUACGCCAACUGGUCGCGUACUCUGCCUAACAACACGCACUUCCACUACCUGACCACCACCCCGGAACAAGCCACCCGCAACUACAUGGAUUUCAUCUACAAGACCUACCCCGGCGGCUCCUUUGACACUCGCCCGCUCAACUUUUCCGACGUGAAGGCCACCCUCUCCAUCCGCAUGUACCUCCUUACAAAGGUCUUCGAGACUUUCCCGAAGAGAAAGUUCGUCCUCGUCGCAGACACCUCGAACAGCGACGUCAUGAAGGACUACCCUCAGCUUGCGCACACCUACCCGAACCAAGUCCAGUGCAUCUUCCUGCGCAACACAUCCGCGACCGACUCCAGCAUGUGGUUCCCGUACAACACCGAGGGCUUCAAGGGCUUAAACACCAAGAGCUACAUGUUCUUCCGCGAGCCGAAUGACUUGGCUGGUCUGGACAUUGCCAACGGCCAGUGCUUGAACGAGACAAUUCAGCAGAACGUCACUUUCGAUAGGCAGACGGAUGGCAAGUUCAGGCUUGGCAGCGCUGGUGGUAAGCUGCAGGGCAGUGCGACCGUCAGCUUCGUCGUUGCGCUUGUUGCGGCGAUGGCUAUGGUCAUGUAA
This is a messenger RNA of Parastagonospora nodorum SN15, 1647 nucleotides long. RefSeq lists its product as hypothetical. Bases 79 to 1647 code for a protein of 522 amino acids. NCBI's taxonomy places the organism in Eukaryota, Fungi, Ascomycota, Dothideomycetes, Pleosporales, Phaeosphaeriaceae. Gene Ontology annotation, cellular component: actin cortical patch. The record is from RefSeq and is a predicted model, not a curated record. The transcript has 2 exons. Gene Ontology annotation, molecular function: phosphatidate phosphatase activity.